This is a messenger RNA of Adineta ricciae, 873 nucleotides long. The record is from the annotation of a GenBank genome assembly. Lineage: Eukaryota; Metazoa; Rotifera; Eurotatoria; Adinetida; Adinetidae.
AUGUAUCGUCGAACACACGUCUUUCUUUUAAUAAUUUCCACUGUUUCUAUACUCAGUCUGGUUACACUUAUAGUUUUUCACGAAAAUCAGCCUCAGCGCCCCCAACCGUCACGAACAUGCUUGAAGUCUGCGAAUACUGAGGCACUUUUCAAAGUACCUUUCUUUCCUAUGAUGGUGCACACCGGAAAUCCGUCAAAAAUUUAUCAUUGGGUUAGGAAUAAAACUGGUCUCGAGAUUGGUGGUCCAUCGCCCGCAACCUGGGGUGUCUUGGGUAUAUACGAAGCUGCAGCUAUAUUAGACGUAACGAACUUUGCCGCCACUACUCUUUGGGAGAAGGAACUACGGCAUAAUUCACCGUUCAUGUGGAACAAUCGGCGGAAAGGAACACAGUACAUACGAGAUGCCGUAGACUUAAAAGGCAUUCCUAAUAACACCUACGAUUUUGUGAUCGGCUCUCAUGUUUUAGAACAUAUUGCUAACCCUUUUAAAGCGUUUUUAGAAUGGCUCAGAAUUCUAAAAGAUGGGGGUCUGCUACUUCUCAUAUUACCUCUGAAAGAAAGAACGUUUGACCAUAACCGUGCUGUUGCUAGCAUACAACAUCUUAUUCAUGAUUACCACAAGCAGGUAGACGAAUCGGACCUGUCGCAUAUGGAUGAGAUCAUUCGCUUGCAUGACUUAGCAAUGGACCCUCCAGCAGGGAACAUAGAGUUUUUUACAAACCGCUCAAGAAAUAAUUUUCGGAAUCGUGGUUUACAUCAGCAUGUAUAUGACCAACAGCUUCUAUAUUAUAUGUUUAUCUGUGUAAAUAUUAACGUCAAGUAUCAGAUCACAUGGGAAUCCCAUCAACUGAUAGUUGGUCAAAAGCACUUUUAA